GGAUAGUGUUUGAGUGGGCAGAGAAAGAGAUAUAGCUUUGAGAAUAUACACCACAUCAAUUCAAGAGAUCUCCAUGAUUGAGCCUUCCUUCUUCUUCAUUUUCUUAGUAUACGUAAGAGAGCAAAAAUGGAAUCUGAGGGAGGAGUGUUGUUACCAUUGUUUCACGAGCAUCCUAUGAUGCCUUGGAAUGAUCAUAUGAGGAAAGGUGAUUGUUGUGAAUGCUUUGAACCUCAGAGUGAUGAUGGAUACUAUUGUAAACGCUGUGAUUUCUUCGUGCACAAGAAAUGUGGGGACGAGAUCUCUGAAUUCAUCAGCGACCACCCAUCUCACCCUGAUCACACUCUCCGGCUUCAAGAAAAACGAGGUACCAACGUAUGUGAUAUAUGUGAAAGGAAAAUCCAGAAUCUAUGCUAUAGUUGUGAGGUGUGUGACUUCGACAUGGAUCUACACUGUGCCAAGUACCCACCACCACAUGUUAUUGAAAAUUUCGAGAAGCAUCCCCACAAGCUCACACUUGUCAAGGAACAGACCGUGUUCAACUGUUCUGCUAAAUGCGAGAAGACUUCUGAAUUUUCGUACAAAUGUGAAGAAUGCGAUGUAGUCUUUCAUGUGGAAUGUGUAUGGCACCCAGAAGCAGUGGAGCACUUAAUAGAGGUAAACCACAUUCAUCACUCCUUGCAUCCUCUUAAGUUCCUUACAGGUGAUCCACCAAACUAUUCCGAUGGGAAAUGUCGUCAUUGCGGAAGAAAGGUUCAUAAAGAAUUGUUUUAUCAUUGUUCUUCUUGUAAUUUCACAUUGGAUUGGCGUUGUGUUGUGAAUCCGCCACCACAGUCUCUUGUGGAUUUGAAAGCGCAUGACCACCAACUCACCCUCCUUCCAAGGCUCGAUUCUUUUACUUGUAAUGCUUGCGGGUUGGAUGGAGUUCGAAGCCGUUAUGCAUGCUUUCAUUGUGGUUUCAUGAUCCAUCGAGAAUGUCUUUACCUUCCACGUGUCAUUAACAUCAAUCGCCAUGAUCACCGUGUUGCUCGCACUACCGUUCUUGGUGAGGGUGCUAUUAAUUCUGUUUGCGGGGUUUGUCGCAAGAAGGUGGAUUGGACUUAUGGCGGGUUUUCUUGUCACAAGUGUCCUCCUGGCUAUGUCGUUCAUUCUAAAUGCGCCACCAGUUUUGAUGUUUGGAACGAGAAAGAGCUUGAAGGAGUACCCGAAGAAGAAGAGGACAUAGAGCCAUAUGUGGUGAUUGAUGAAAACACAAUACAACACUUCAGCCACAAAGAGCAUUACCUAAGAAGAAUUCAUGGGAAUGAUGGUAUUCUGUAUGAGGAGAACAAACGAUGCAGCGCAUGCACUAAUCCCAUCGGUCUCCAAUCCUUUUAUGGCUGUUUGGAUUGUGAUUUUUAUCUCCAUCAGAACUGUGCUGGAUGUCCUAAAAUGAAACGGCAUGUGCUAUGCAAUGAGCGGCUCAUUUUACUUAUUAACGAGGAGCUAGAACACUUCAAUUGUUAUGCUUGCGGUAAGGGGUCCAAUGGUUUCAUGUACAAGCAUGGGAGAGUGAAGUUGGAUGUCUUGUGCGGUUCAAUUUCGGAGCCAUUCGUCCAUCCAAGUCAUCCCCACCAUCCCUUGUAUAACAUUCCAACAGAAGAAAAGGAAAUAUGCAAUGGUUGCAAGAUAGAGGGGCGACAUGUCCUCAAGUGCAUUGAAGUUGAUUGUGGAUUUGUAUUGUGCUUCAAAUGCGCCACUCUACCACAAGUGGUAAAGAACAGGGUAGAAGAUCAUCCUCUCUCACUAUGCUAUGGCGAAGAAGAAGAAGAGGCAAGUGGUAAAUACUGGUGUGACAUUUGCGAGAAAGAAACCAAUCCAAAGGAAUGGUUCUACACAUGUAAAGAUCACAUGGCUAGUUUGCAUACAAAGUGUGUGCUCGGAGAUACUGCGGGGCUCAUGCCAAGAAGCAAAGCAAAGAUGUGGAGCGGAUCGUAUGAGGUGGUGCUCAAUAAUAGUGUUACUCGACCAUUUUGCUGCUAUUGUGAGUCUCGUUGCAUGUACCCUAUCUACCUCAAGUUCCUUGGAACCUCGGAGACAUACUUUUGCUCUACUAAGUGUGCUCUCUUCCUUUUUUUCAUACAGUCUAUGGAGAGGAAUCCCGAAGGGAACAUAGAUGACAUGUUGCAGAAAUCGAUGGAUUGAGAGAAGUGGUUAUGAAGCCGUUACAACAAACUUUCGAAGAAGAAGAGGGAAACACGUGGAACGUUCUAAUUAGCUUCGCCCUGGAUUCUGUUACAAGUUGUUUUCGUUUAAAUACAGAAAAUGUAGAAUUCAUUCAGAACACUCUUUGUAAACUCUUUCUAAGAUCUGGACUUUUAUCUCUUUGAAUAUAUCAGUUCAUUGUUGUGGGAA
Messenger RNA from Raphanus sativus (radish), 2391 nucleotides. RefSeq lists its product as uncharacterized. The record is from RefSeq and is a predicted model, not a curated record. NCBI's taxonomy places the organism in Eukaryota, Viridiplantae, Streptophyta, Magnoliopsida, Brassicales, Brassicaceae. The transcript is spliced from 3 exons. The coding region runs from base 127 to 2181 and encodes 684 amino acids.